GAGACGGGGCGGGGCGAGCGGACGCCAUCGCCGCGCUACCGGCCGGCUGCGUGCUGGUCAGCGCUGAGCGCCGCGGCGUCCCCGCCUAGUCGGCGCGCGGUCGGCCUGGGCGGCGGCAGCCCGGGAUGCGGAGGCGGCGGCUCGCAGAGACGAUGCUCCGGCGCUGAAGAGACGCGGCACCCGAGCGCCGGCGGCGCAGCGACGUGGGCCGCAUGGCGCAGCCCUCAAGCCCCGGCGGCGAGGGGCCGCAGCUCGGCGCAGAAGGGGGCCCGCGCGACGCGCUGAGCCUGGAGGAGAUCCUGCGGCUCUACAACCAGCCCAUCAACGAGGAGCAGGCGUGGGCCGUGUGCUUCCAGUGCUGCGGCUCCCUGCGCGCCGCCGCCCGCCGCCAGCCCCACCGCCGCGUGCGCUCGGCCGCGCAGAUCCGCGUCUGGAGGGACGGCGCCGUCACCCUGGCGCCCGCCGCCGGCGAAGAGGGAGAGCCGCCCCCCGCCUCCGGUAAACUGGGAUAUUCACAUUGUACAGAAACAGAGGUUAUUGAGUCCCUGGGAAUUAUUAUUUAUAAAGCAUUGGACUAUGGCUUGAAGGAAAACGAAGAAAGGGAGCUGAGCCCUCCUCUAGAGCAACUCAUCGACCAAAUGGCCAACACUGUGGAGGCUGAUGGCAGCCAUGAUGAAGGGUAUGAGGCUGCAGACGAAGGCCCAGAAGAUGAAGAUGGAGAGAAGAGAAGCAUCUCAGCCAUUCGGUCCUAUCAAGAUGUCAUGAAGAUAUGUGCUGCUCAUCUUCCAACUGAGUCGGAGGCACCAAAUCAUUAUCAGGCAGUAUGUCGAGCACUGUUUGCAGAAACCAUGGAACUGCAUACAUUUCUGACCAAAAUUAAGAGUGCAAAGGAGAACCUUAAGAAGAUUCAAGAAAUGGAAAAGAGUGAUGAAUCCAGCACAGAUCUGGAGGACCUGAAAAAUGCGGACUGGGCACGGUUCUGGGUACAAGUGAUGAGGGAUUUGCGAAAUGGGGUAAAACUUAAGAAAGUCCAACAGCGGCAGUACAACCCGUUGCCCAUUGAGUACCAGCUCACCCCUUAUGAGAUGCUCAUGGAUGACAUUCGGUGCAGAAGGUACACCUUAAGAAAAGUAAUGGUAAAUGGUGACAUUCCCCCUCGGUUAAGAAAGAGCGCUCACGAGAUCAUCCUUGACUUCAUCAGAUCAAGGCCCCCUUUAAAUCCAGCUUCAGCCAGAAAACUGAAACCAACCCCACCACGACCACGGAGCCUCCAUGAAAGAAUAUUAGAAGAAAUUAAAGCAGAAAGAAAGCUUCGGCCUGUCUCACCAGAAGAAAUUAGACGGAGCAGACUAGAUGUCACUACGCCAGAAUCUCCAAAGAAUGUUGGGGAAUCAUCUAUGGUGAAUGGAGGCUUAACAUCUCAAGCAAAAGAAAAUGGGCUGAGCACUCCCCAGCAGGGGUCUGCGCAGCGCAAGAGACUCCUCAAAGCCCCAACCCUGGCUGAGCUGGACAGCUCUGACUCUGAGGAGGAAACUCUGCACAAGUCAACCAGCAGCAGCAGUGCAUCUCCCUCCCUCUAUGAGGAUCCAGUACUGGAGGCCAUGUGCUCCAGGAAGAAGCCUCCAAAAUUCUUGCCCAUCUCGUCAACACCCCAGCCAGAGAGAAGACAACCACCACAGAGGCGCCACUCCAUUGAAAAGGAAACACCUACGAACGUGAGGCAGUUUCUGCCACCAUCCAGGCAGAGCUCACGUUCUCUUGAGGAAUUCUGCUACCCAGUGGAAUGCCUCGCUCUCACUGUGGAAGAAGUGAUGCAUAUUCGUCAGGUCCUGGUGAAGGCAGAGCUGGAAAAGUACCAACAGUAUAAGGACAUCUACACUGCCCUGAAAAAAGGAAAGCUCUGCUUCUGUUGCCGAACCCGGAGGUUUUCCUUCUUCACUUGGUCUUACACCUGUCAGUUCUGCAAGAGGCCCGUGUGCUCACAGUGUUGCAAAAAGAUGCGGCUGCCUUCCAAGCCAUACUCCACUCUACCCAUCUUCUCGCUGGGACCUUCUGCCCUGCAAAGGGGGGAAAGUUGCUCGAGGUCAGAAAAACCUUCCACUAGUCACCAUCGGCCGCUUCGAAGCAUCGCCAGGUUCUCCUCAAAAUCAAAGUCUGUGGACAAAUCCGAUGAAGAACUCCAGUUUCCCAAAGAGUUCAUGGAGGAUUGGAGCACAAUGGAGGUGUGUGUAGACUGCAAAAAGUUCAUUUCAGAAAUCAUCAGCUCAAGCCGGCGCAGCCUGGUGUUGGCCAACAAAAGAGCCAGGUUGAAAAGGAAGACACAAUCCUUCUACAUGUCCUCGGCGGGCCCCUCGGAGUACUGCCCUUCAGAGCGGACUAUCAAUGAGAUCUGAGCCCUGGGCCUUCCCGCUCCUGUGUGCAGAGGCGGGCAGUGCAGCAGUCCUGCAGAUUCUUCCCAGGGGUUUUCCUUCACAGGCUCCGUCUGCAGCAGGUCAGGCUUGGGCUGUACCUGAGACCCAGACUCAAGGCUGUGUUCGUAUCAGCUGAUGGUAUGAGGCAGGUCAGCUACUUGUUCAUUUGCACUCAGAAAGCCUAAAACUUGAUUUUGUGUAUGUGAGUAGGGAAGCCAGAAACUUCCUUAGUUCGGUUCCUCAAUGUUCUUCGGAUAAUUGACUGACUAAGGCAAAAAGCUUCUUGUGUGUGAAGUCAGUCUGACUGAGUGUUGAUGUUAGCACAGUUGUAAGCAGUAAGUCAUAUUGGCAUUCCACUUGACAGUGUUCCUAUCUCAUGUACAUAAUGUCCAAAGCCCCGCCACACAGCAGUUCCCUGGGGUGGGCCAGGUUGGCUGUCAUCUCACAGCACAAAUCUUGAAGGCCUUGCUGAUAAUGCUCUUUGGGGCUCUGGCUGCAUCCAGUAAAGAACAAUCAAGCAAGCUAUACACUGCACGGGUGGCCACUUCUCAGAGCUCAGGGUCUGCCCAGGCCCAGGUCUCAGUGUUUCCUCAGCUGCUACCAGGCCUUCAUUCCUUAUUGUGAAUAUAUUAUGGUUUUGAAUAGUUUUAUAAUACAGGUUGAAGAAUUAAGAUUUUGUGGAAGUCUGAAGAAAAAGGAAGACUAAAAUUUUUGUGAAGCAGCUGAGCCGGUCUUGGUUAACUGAUUGGAGGUUGUAGCAGCAGCGGUGUCAGCAGAAGGGAGCCAGCGGUGGCUCGUAUGUUUUCAUCUACAUUUUCCAUAACUUUAUAGUGUGGCCAUCGUGACUAAAUUAACCACAGUUUGGUAUCUGAGUCUCAAAUUGAAGUUUAUUUUUAUAAAUGAAUUUUAAAAGAAAAACCUUGGCUGUUUUAAAAUCUCAAGAAAAUUAACCUGCUGCCAUGCAUAAUUUUUUGAUGCUUUUUGCACUAGUUGUCUUGUAAAUGUCACUGCAUUUCUUAUGAAGGGUGACUGACAGGUAGUAUGGUGUGCCUGAAAUUCCUCAGCUUCUGUGACACACAUACCAUGGGCUGCCCCUCAUUUCCAUAAGCUUAGAAAUAACCGGUCACAGGCAGUGGUGGCACACGCCUUUAAUCCCAGCACUUGGGAGGCAGAGGCAGGUGGAUUUCUGAGUUCAAGGCCAGCCUGGUCUACAGAGUGAGUUCCAGGACAGCCAGGGUUACACAGAGAAACCCUGUCUCAAAAAACCAAAAAAAAAAAAAAAAAAAACCAACAACAACAACAACAAACAAACAAACAAACAAAAAAACAAACAAUCAAACAAAAAAGAGAAAUAACCGGUCAAUCAGAUUGCCACUGAUGUUUGGAGAAUGAACUAAAGCACAUGUACAGUGUAAUUCCUGACAGCUAUAAAACCACCCUCAUAAUCACCACUGAUGAGACCAUUGAUGACAGCUCCACUUAAUAAAAGGCAUGACAGUUGCAUUUCAUACCAACAUCAAGAUACAGUAACAUUUCCCAUUAAAUUGACAGCAACACCUCAGAAAUGCUCCAGUAGUCAUUUCUAAUGCAUUGAAAUUUAUAGUUUAGUAAAUGGCUUUAAAUUACUUAUACUGACGAAAUAAACUUCACCACUUGACUAACGUAAUGCA
Arvicanthis niloticus (Nile rat) is the source of this 4081-nucleotide messenger RNA. RefSeq names its product spire type actin nucleation factor 1 (gene Spire1). Gene Ontology annotation, biological process: actin filament polymerization; cleavage furrow formation; polar body extrusion after meiotic divisions. The record is from RefSeq and is a predicted model, not a curated record. Gene Ontology annotation, cellular component: cytoplasmic vesicle membrane; cell cortex. Gene Ontology annotation, molecular function: actin binding; microtubule binding. Lineage: Eukaryota; Metazoa; Chordata; Mammalia; Rodentia; Muridae.